Messenger RNA from Fusarium venenatum, 240 nucleotides. The record is from RefSeq and is a predicted model, not a curated record. Lineage: Eukaryota; Fungi; Ascomycota; Sordariomycetes; Hypocreales; Nectriaceae.
AUGGAUCAAAGUCAAAGAGAUAACAAUAAUCUAUACGGAGAUAUUCAUUGGCCAAAAACCCAGUAUCCGCUAAUGCAGUUCAUCUUCUCAGACUGCAAGCCGGCGGUUCUUUUGGAGACGGAUGACAUUCGAAUCGAAGUACUUUCCUUCGUAAAUCACAAGGUCAACGGCGAGGAGAAUUGCACAUAUUUGAACCCCAAAAACAGAACACAACGCCCAGGGAGAAUCCUUUUGAAGUGA